Messenger RNA from Pomacea canaliculata, 2941 nucleotides. Its product is annotated as V-type proton ATPase subunit E-like. Gene Ontology annotation, molecular function: proton-transporting ATPase activity, rotational mechanism. NCBI's taxonomy places the organism in Eukaryota, Metazoa, Mollusca, Gastropoda, Architaenioglossa, Ampullariidae. The record is from RefSeq and is a predicted model, not a curated record. Gene Ontology annotation, cellular component: proton-transporting two-sector ATPase complex, catalytic domain. Gene Ontology annotation, biological process: proton transmembrane transport. The coding region runs from base 125 to 808 and encodes 227 amino acids. The transcript has 9 exons.
GUCACCACACUUUGUGGUCACGAGACGCGUUCACUUCCGGUGUUGUCGUACGUGGAGAAAUUAGUGACAAAAGUACCUUCCUUCUGCCGGUGCACACCUACUCCUGCUAGCCUUAUCCACGAAAAUGGCUCUAAGCGACCAGGAUGUUCAGCGGCAGAUUAAGCAUAUGAUGGCCUUCAUUGAGCAGGAGGCCAAUGAAAAAGCAGAGGAAAUUGAUGCGAAGGCAGAAGAAGAGUUUAACAUAGAAAAGGGUCGUCUGGUGCAACAGCAGCGUGUAAAAAUCAUGGAGUUCUAUGAACGAAAAGAAAAGCAAGUGGAGCUUCAAAAGAAGAUUCAAAGUUCCAAUCUGUUGAAUCAGGCUCGUCUGAAAACUCUAAAAGCACGUGACGACCAUAUCAAGAUUAUAGUUGAAGAGGCAAGAAAGCGCCUCACAAAAGUGACAGAUGACAAGCAGCAGUAUAAAAAUGUCCUUACUGGGUUGAUUGCACAGUGUCUAUACCAAUUGUUGGAGCCUAAUGUAACACUGCGGUGUCGUGCCAAAGAUGUAGACCUGGUUAAGGUAAGAGAUUUGCCUUCAUCUGAAUUUGCUAAGGCAACAAAAGGAACAAAAGAAGUAAAGGUCACCCUGGACACAGAAAACUAUCUGGGUGAUGACAUAUCAGGUGGUGUUGUUUGUUCAAGUCGCAGUGAGAAAAUUACAGUUUACAACACCUUGGACAGCCGGCUAGAUCUCAUUUGCCAGCAGAUGCUGCCUGAGCUGAGAGACAUUCUUUUUGGCCACAACCCCAACCGGCGUUUUAUGGACUAAGAACUGUUGGUAGUCUGCUGAUGAUUAUGUCUAAGCCAGUCACUUCCAGUUUAAAUGAUUCUACAAGCAUGAAAUAUAUGAUCCAGACUAGGACCACUAUGUUUACAUUAGGUUACCGUGAGAGCCUAUCAAGCAUUGUUGUAAUUUAGGAUACCCAAGGCAGAGGUCAAGAGAGGACAUAGCUAUUCCUGUAAAUUGGAAUAAUCAAAAGGGAGGAAAGGUCAGUUGCUUUGUGCAAGUAAAGCUAAUACCAGAUGAUGUGCUGACAGCAAUCACGGUUGAUAGUUGUGAGAGCAUCAAAGUAAUUGAUAUGGAUAUGGGGUAUUUUGUUUGUGCAUGUAUAAAAAUAUAUGUUGAUAUUUUAAGAGUACUUACAAACAUUUGUACAAGGUUAAUUGCAACAUUUUUUUAGGUGGUUUAUCAUUGAGAAGAUUGAAUAUGUCUUUAUCUUGACAUGUCCUCUUCUUAUUUAUCUCAUUGUCAAAAGACAUGAGUUACUAGUAACUUAACUAUAAUUUAGUAAUAAGAAAAACUGUAAAUGUCAACAGAAAUUCUUUUUCACUCUAGGUCCAAAAUAGGUCAAAAACUAUAUUAAUAAUUUACUUGCUGGCAAGUCUGGUGAUAAACUAGAUCCAAGACCAGAUCCAUUCCUUUUUUGUGAUGUUCAUAAGGUUCAUGUGUGUGUGUUUGCAGUUAAAAAGUUGCAAUGUUGCCAAAGAUAAAAAACCUAACACUAUGUAGAUUUUAUCUUGUGCGUAGUAAAUACUGAGCAAGGAAGUAAUUAGUCUUGUUUUUUUCCUUUCUUACUGUGGUGGAGUAUUGUUUUUCAGGAUAAUAUUUACCAUGAAGAAUUGUAAUUUACAUAAAAAUAUGACUUCACGAAGGUUCCAUACAUUGAAAUCGCAAUCUUUCUUUUAAGUAAGCUAAAACAAGGUAAACAGCAGAUGCAAAUAUCUAGCAACUGAAAACCAGAUUAUUAAAAUAUUUACGUGAUUUUCGACAAAAAUUUUCUUUAGAUUUUCUUUAUCUUGUGCUUCUCUUCAUUGAUAGUGCAUGGUGUAUGUCUAAUACAUUUGUAGUUAAUUUUCUCAUGGAUGGGAAAGAAUGAUACUUAAUCUGUUGACUACUAUUCUCUUCCAUUGUUGCUUCAAACCUACCCUAGUUUCCUGUGUAAAAGAUUUCCCCAAAUGUAAUCUGUUAAUAUUUGUCUGCAUGUGUGUGUGUGUGCCUGGAUUGUAUACGCAUAUUAUAUCACAAAACCUGACCUGUGACACAGGUUUGUGGGUUUUGCUUCAUCACCAUGGCUGUGAUUCUAAAUAACUAGGAUUCUGAGUAUUUGUACUUCUUGAAUUGUGUAACCAGCAGUCUUCUUUUUUUUUUUUUAACAUAAAGAUUUUCCGACUAACAUAUAUCAUUUAGAGCUGACAUUCUAUUUUUCUUAUGUAAGCAGAAUAUGUAGGGUAGGUUUUAGAUAAAUUAUGUAAAACCUUUCGUACAAGAAACCUUUUUACUGGGUGGGCACUAAAUGCAAAUAUUUAAUAGCUGCAAACAGCGUGCAUGAUUUUGCAUUAUUUUCUCUUGUAACAAUCUUCCAAGAGCUAGUCAGGAGUAUAAAUCAUUUACAUGCAGGAGUUUAUCUCGUAUAUAUAUAUUUAAAGAGGAUCUUGACGGUUUUAAAUCAAGCCGCAUUCUCCCCCUUACUCCCUAGAAUAAAAUGUGCCAUCAAAUAAAUCGACAUGAAGGAAAUUCAAUCUAGAGACAUCGCCUACUUCUUUAGCCAUUUAAAAGGAAAGUCCAUCUUAACUUUGACAUUUUGCUUGAUUUCUAUAAAAGAUAUAUGUAUUCCAUAAACUCUGAUGACAGUUUGCAAGAGUGUAUCCAUGAAGAAUGUACAGAAGUGUCCAGCUAUGCCAGUUAAUGAAAUUUGACAGUGUUUACAGAAUGCAUUUGAGAGCAAUUGUAACAAGUGGUAUUUUCUAUUAGUACACGCAAGCAUUUUCUUAAAUAAUAUUUAUGAUGUAGGUUUUUUUUCUUGCAAAUAUGGUAUGUCCUGUUGUACUCAGAAUAUACAUGUUGUUCAUUUCUGCAGUGUAUUCAAGGCCAAUGAAAAAUAAACUCUUUUAGCUAGUAAAA